AUGGACACCCCAAUGGGACAGCCUGGCAUGGCUGAAGCCCAGCAAAUACGAGUCAACUUCACCACAUCGUCGCCAGAUAUCCAAUUACCAGAAGGCAAAAGCCAACUUCUCGUCCCCUCAGAUAUCAAGCGUUAUGGCCUCUCCCGCGUCCUCAACUCCGAGUCGAUGCUCGACACGCCGUCGCCGAUCCCCUUCGACUUCCUGAUCAACGGCACGUUCCUGCGGACGACGCUGGACGAGUACCUCAAGGCCAACGGGCUGUCCUUCGAGACCACCGUCACCCUGCAGUACGUGCGCAGCCUGAUCCCGCCCGUCUACCAGGCCAGCUUCGAGCACGACGACUGGAUCAGCGACAUCGACGUGCUCUCCGCGACGUCGCGCGCGGGCCUGUGGUCCGGCGACAAGCUCGCCACGGGCCAGGACCGCAUCCUUUCGGCGUCGUACGACGGCCUGCUGCGCGUGUGGAACAGCUCUGGCAACGUGCUGGCCACCUCGCCGGCCGGCAGCCACAGCGCCAGCGUCAAGACGGCCAAGUUCCUGUCCUCGUCGCAGGUCGCGUCCGCGGGCCUCGACCGCACGGUGCGGGUCUGGAAGUACACCGAGUCCGAGGACCGCCUUUCGGCCGCCCUGAAGCCCACUCUCGAACUGUACGGCCACAAGGCCAGCGUCGACGCCAUCGACGUCCACGGGCCGACGGGGCGCAUCCUGUCCGCCUCGGCCGACGGCUGCAUCGGGCUGUGGACGACCUCCAAGUCCAACGCGCCCGCCGCGCCUCCGUCCCUCCUCCCCGGCGCCGGCGCCAGCGCCUCCAAGAAGCGCAAGAUCGCCUCGGCCACGACACCCACGUCGCAGCGCGGCGCCCUGUCCCUCAUGCCCGUGCACGGCACCUCCCCCGCCACAGCCGUCUGCUUCGACCCCCACGACAGCACGGUCGCCUACUCGGCGUCGCAGGACCACACCGUGCGCACGCUGGACCUGACGACCGCGCGUGUCGAGCACGCCAUCAACACGCUGCACCCGCUCCUCGCGCUCACCACCCUCCCGUCGGCCGCCUCGUCGGGCGGCUCCUCGGUGCUGCUCGCGGCCGGCACGGCGGCGCGGCACAUCACGCUCAUCGACCCGCGCGUCUCGGCCGCCACGACGUCGGUCAUGACGCUGCGCGGCCACCGCAACAUGGUGACGUGCCUCGCCCCCUCUCCGGACAGCGCGCACGCGCUCGUUUCGGGUUCCGCCGACGGCACCUGUCGCAUCUGGGACCUGCGGUCCGUGCGCGCCGGCACCAAAGCCGAGGGCGGCGGCGGCGUCUGCGAGAGCGUUUAUGUUGUUGAACGCGAGAGCCAGAAGGCUGCGGGAGUAAGAAAGGAGAAGAGCGACGUACCCGGUCGCGGCGCCAAGGUCUUUGGCGUUGCUUGGGAUCGCACUUGGGGCAUUGUUAGUGGAGGUGAGGAUCGCAUGGUGCAGGUUAAUCGCGGGAGGGAUCUGUUGGCUGCUACGUAG
Messenger RNA from Anthostomella pinea, 1497 nucleotides. The record is from the annotation of a GenBank genome assembly. NCBI's taxonomy places the organism in Eukaryota, Fungi, Ascomycota, Sordariomycetes, Xylariales, Xylariaceae.